Gymnogyps californianus (California condor) is the source of this 2734-nucleotide messenger RNA. RefSeq names its product SH2B adaptor protein 2 (gene SH2B2). Lineage: Eukaryota; Metazoa; Chordata; Aves; Accipitriformes; Cathartidae. Gene Ontology annotation, cellular component: plasma membrane. The record is from RefSeq and is a predicted model, not a curated record. The transcript has 9 exons. Gene Ontology annotation, biological process: intracellular signal transduction; antigen receptor-mediated signaling pathway. The coding region runs from base 40 to 2052 and encodes 670 amino acids. Gene Ontology annotation, molecular function: transmembrane receptor protein tyrosine kinase adaptor activity.
ACGGGAGAGGAGCCUGCCAGCAGGUGGAAUGGGGCAGCCAUGAACGGCGAUGCCCUGUGCCAGGAGCCCUCCUCCCCGCUCCCCGACUGGAGGGAGUUCUGCGAGCUGCAUGCCCAGGCGGCCGCCGUCGACUUCGCCCAGAAGUUCUGCCAGUUCCUGAAGGAGAACCCCCACUACGACACCCCUGGGGCAGAGACCUCCUUCUCCCACCAUUUUGCUGCCAACUUCUUGGACAUCUUCAGCCUGGAGGUCAGCCGGGUGUUCGUGUCCGACUCCCCCACCAAGUACAACAUCGUGCCCUUCGUGGGGCUGCAGAACUGCCACGUCCCCUACGGGCGUGAGGUCACCCCGAGGAAGGAGGAGACGUCCACCGAGUCCCUGGACAGCAUGGAUACCCCGUUAGGUGCUGGACGGUACCUGAGCCCGGCACAGCAGACACAGGCACGCAAGGUGUCCUCCUACGGCCAGUCCCGCAGCUCGGAGGACGUCUCCAUCCACACUGCCGCCAAGCCCAAGUUCAAGAAAGGCUUCUCCUUGAGGAACAUGAGCUUGUGCGUGGUGGACGGUAUGAAGGAGAUGUGGCAUCGCAAGUCCUCUCCGGAGCCGGGCACUGAGGCUGCCCCGGGCGGCCGGAGAGCCGAGAGGGAGCCGUGGCCGGCCGGAGGCAAGGAGUCUGGUGACCCACGGGAGAAAUGGACCCACAAGCUGCGCCUGUCCAAGGUGCCCUCCUCCAAGGUGGAGCUGGUGGACAUCCAGAGGGAGGGGACCCUGCGCUACAUGGUGGCCGACGACACGAACUGUGUGGGGAGCUCACAGUGGCAGAAGUGCCGCCUCCUGCUCCGGAAAGCGGUGAAGGUGGAAGGAGAGAGGUUCCUCCUCGAGUUUUAUGUCCCUCCAAAGGCUUCCAAACCCAAGGUGAGCAUCCCGCUGUCGGCCAUCAUCGAGGUCCGCACCACCAUGCCGUUGGAGAUGCCCGACAAAGACAACACCUUCGUCCUAAAGGUGGAGAACGGGGCCGAGUACAUCCUGGAGACCAUCGACUCCCUGCAGAAGCAUUCCUGGGUGGCAGAUAUCCAGGACUGCAUCGACCCCGGGGACAGCGGGGACGACAUCGAGCUGGCAUCCUGUGCGCAGGGAGCCUGUCUGCCGGGCAGGGCGUCCUCCUGCAGCUGCGAGUUCCUGGCUGAUGAUGUGCCCAGGCCGCCGGACAGAUGUGCCCUGCCCGGCACUCACAACACCACCACGGCCACCGCCGUCCCCGCGCCCCACGGCCGGGGCAGGGACUCCCUGGGGGAGCUCCUCACCCACGUCCCACUGGAGAGCUUCCUGCAGACACUGGAGUCCUCCCCCGCCGCCGGUGGGCAUCUCGCAGGGGAGGACAGUGAGGCGGAGGCGGAGAUCAACCUCUCCGACUUCCCCUGGUUCCACGGGACUCUCUCACGGAUCAAGGCGGCUCAGCUGGUGCUCUUCGGGGGUGCCCGGAGCCACGGCUUGUUCGUCAUCCGGCAGAGCGAAACACGGCCAGGGGAGUACGUGCUGACCUUCAACUUUCAGGGGAAAGCGAAGCACCUCCGCCUGUCGCUGAACGAGAGCGGGCAGUGCCACGUGCAGCACCUCUGGUUCCAGACCAUCUUUGACAUGCUGCGCCACUUCCACACGCACCCCAUCCCCCUCGAGUCGGGCGGCGCGGCCGACAUCACCCUCCGCAGCUACGUGGUGGCCCAGAGCCCGCUGCCCGAUGCCGGCCCCCCACCAGCCCUCGUGUCGCAGCCGCCAGGCUGCCGGGUCGACCUGCCGCCUCCACACUACUUCUGCAGCACAGCACCCACAGGCCCGCCAGCCCUGCUGCCUGCUGAGGGGGUGGCCAUGGCCCCUGCUGUCACCAUCCCCACACCCUACCACCGCCUGGAGGGUGCCCUGGGCCCCCGGAGCCGCAGCGACAGCGCCGAGCGCCGGCCAGAGCCCCCCGCCGCCAGUGCCGAGGACUACCAUGAGGCUGACGGUGCCCGGAGCCGGACCCGGGCGGUGGAAAACCAAUACUCCUUCUACUGAGCCCCUCCAUGCCCGGGGGCUGGAUGGUGGGGGGACGCAGGGCACCCGUGCCCCUCACCGCUGCACCAGCCUCACCACCUCCUCCUGCCACCACCAGCAACGCAGCUGGGAUGUCUUUCUCACUCCCUGCUGCUUUCGGGAGCCGUGUCAGCAGCGGGCGAUGUCCUGGCUGAACCCGGCGCCAGCCCCGAGGUUGGGGCAGUGCUGGGGGUUUGGGAGGCUGAAAGCGUCCGUGCCAUUUUGGAGCUUGCAGCCUCUUCUCUUUCCCUCUGGACCAAGAGUUCUCCCGGGACUGAGCUGGGCUCCCUGCAUCUCCUCCCUGGGGAUGCCCAUCAUGGGGUGGCAGCCCGAAGCUGUGACAGGCUCCAUCUUCCAGCCAAAGCACCUCGGCACGUCCCCUCUGGGGUGGGAGCCCAGCGUGGCCAACAUCCCUUCUGCCACCAUUGCCCCAGAAACCAGCCACUGAGGGGCUCUGGCGUUUCGGGAUGACCGUGGAAAUGGCAGAUCCCCACACAGAGGCUUUUCUCGCACACACGGAUCCGUGCACCCAAGAGGGCACCGCUGCAGAGGCGUGAGGGUUUAUCCAGGCUGGCUUGCAGGCUCCCUCUGGGGCACGCGUUUCCCACCCUCUGCCAGGAGAAGGUUUUUUCCAAAGCUUAAUGAAUUGCAUUCGAGGAAGGUU